GCUUUUUUUCCAUCUCGUUGGCAAGUUGGAUUUCAUCAUCCAAAUAAAGAAAGAUGUCUUGCUAUCAUCAACAACGUAAGCAACUGUGCCUGCCUCCUCUUUACGCGAGGACGUGCUCUUCUCAAUGUGCGAAGCCUUGCCGCCCAAGUCAUCCUUGCCAGUCUGUGAAGGAGUGCCAGCCAUGCGAUCCCGAGUGUGCAGAACCCCACCACCCGUGUCUUCCUCGCCAGUGUGUGGAGCUCCGCCAACCAUACACUUCUAAGUGGGUGGAGUCCUGUUCCUCAUAUCCUCAUGAUUGGGUGAAGGUUGACUGCCCAUAUGCUCCUAAGUUUGUGGAGUCUUGCCACUCAUGGUCUCCUCAUCAGUGUGUGGAGCCCUGCAACCCAUGUGCUCUCAAGUGUGUGGAGCCCGGUGAGCCCUGUGCACCCAAGUGUAUGGAGCCCGGUGAGCCCUGUGUACCCAAGUGUGUGGAGCCCGGUGAGCCCUGUGCACCCAAGUGUGUGGAGCCCUGUGAGCCAUGUGCACCCAAGUGUGUGGAGCCCUGCAACCCAUGUGCACCCAACUUUGUGGAGUCCUGCAACCCAUGUGCUCCCAAGUAUGUGGAGCCUUGGCAGUCAUGCGCAACCAAGCGUGUGGAAUCCUGCAACCCAUGUGCUCCCAAGUGUGUAGAGCCUUGGCAGUCAUUCACAACCCAGCGUGUGGAAUCUUGCAACCCAUGUGCACCCAACUUUGUGGAGUCCUGCAACCCAUGUGCACCCAAGUGUGUGGAGCCUUGGCAGUCAUGCGCAACCAAGCGUGUGGAAUCCUGCAACCCAUGUGCACCCAACUUUGUGGAGUCCUGCAACCCAUGUGCUCCCAAGUGUGUGGAGCCUUGGCAGUCAUGCGCAACCCAGCGUGUGGAAUCCUGCAACCCAUGUGCCCCCAACUUUGUGGAGUCCUGCAACCCAUGUGCUCCCAAGUGUGUGGAGCCUUGGCAGUCAUCCGCAACCAAGCGUGUGGAAUCCUGCAACCCAUGUGCUCCCAAGUGUGAGGAGCCCUGCCAACCAUGUGCACCUAAGUGUGAGGAGCCCUGCCAGUCAAGUGCAAUCAAAUGUGUGGAGCCGUGCUACCCAUUUGCAACCAAGUGUGUGAAGCCUCGCCUGCCACGUGCUCCCAAGUGUGAGGAGCUCUGCAACCCGUGUGCUCCAAAGUGUGAAAAGCCCUACCAGCCACGUGCUCCCAAGCGUGUGGAGUCCUGCCAACCAUGGGCUCCCACAUGUAUGGAGCCCUACCAGCCCUGGGCCCUCAAGUGUGUGGAGCCCUGCCAAAACGUGCACUCACGUAUGUGGAGCCCUGCCCCUCGUGUACCUCAAAGUUUGUGGAGCCCUGCAACCCGUGUGCUCCAAAGUAUGUGGAGCCCUGCGACCCGUGUGCUCCCAGGGGUGAGGAGUUCUGCCAUCCCUGUGCUCCCAAAUGUGUGGAUCCCUACCAGCCAUGUGCACCCACGUUUGAGGAGUCGUCCCAACCAUGGGCUCCCAAGUGUGAGGAGCCUUGCCACCCAUGUCUUCUCACCACUGUGUGGAGGUUUUCCAGCCCCGGUGUCCCUAGCCCUGUGACCCAGUCUGUGCUCCACCUUAUGCUUUAGCUUGCUCACCAUGUACUCCAGCCUGUGCAGCUGUAACGAUCAACCCGUUUGAUCCUGCCAUGUCUUUUGUCCCCUGCCUGGGAUGUGGGGACCUGUCUCUUCUCAUUCCCCUUCCCUGCUGUGCUUCUCAGGCCUUAUCAGCUUUCCUGCUUUGCUUCUCAGGCCUUAUCAGCUCAUUCGACAUACGCUGUUGUAGCAAGUGGUGUGGAAUAUAGGUUGUAUUGAUUCUGGUGGCGGAGGGGAGGUGGUUUGUUCUUCUCAGGAUAAUUGGACUGGAGGGAUGCCAUCCUUCCUUGGGAAUGUCAAAAAUAUCCCCUGCUAACAUUUUAGAGUCAAGGUUUUAUUUCUAUUGGCAAUGCGAUAUAAUGAGCAUACCUACCCCAGAUCGACUCAGGAGUACAUCUAUGGAGAUUACUCCCAGGACAGUGUUGGUGUGAGAUCAGCCUUGAUUUCCAUUGGUUUGUGCAAAAUUCUGUUAAUGCUUUCAAACAUGCUUUCUCUGCGUGGUUGUUGUUUUCUCAGGGAGCACGUCACAAAAAGUUUCAAUAAGUUCAGCCACCUGGACGUGCCCAGCAAAAAUAUGAGAUGUAGGCCAUGGAUGGAGUUUGUAAAGUAAGAAGGGGAAAAAAGGGGGGGAAAUGUUGUUUUUUUUUAAUUUAAAGUUCUUUUAAACAAACAAACACAUUUUCAAUUUUGUGCGCCGAUUUUCCACAGAAUAGUUUUCAAACUUGCUUCUAGGAUUUGUCUACUCAAACGUAUUUCGGCUCUUCUGCAAAGCUCAGUACUGAUGUUUGGUGAUUAUUCUGAGCAAGGCAGGAUUCACAAAUUGUUUAUGUACCAUUAUUAUUAUUUAGUAACAACAACAACAACAACAUUUAAUUUGUGUGACAUUUAACCUGACCAUCACUUCCUCUUGGUUAGAUCUGUGUGUUUCCCUUCCAUUUUUCUCUGGGGAAAGUGGGUGAUGUUUGUUAUUCCACCAUCAAAUCAUGGUGCGGGGUCUGCAAGCCAACGCACCAGCCAACAGUGGUCUGGAAACCAUUGAGAAGAUGGUAGAAUAAUGGGCUGACUCCACUUGGCAAGGAGAAGCGGCACUCAACAUUCCAGCGGGCAUGAAUGUACCAGCGAAAUGACAAACCACAUCAACACUGUUCAUUCCAUCUCAAAAGAUGCUGUUACUCCUGGUCCCGAGAUCCACUUUAGUAUGCUACCAAUCAUAAAUGUCCUGGAACAGAUUCCAUUUGUACCCAGAUUUCCUGUUUAGUGCUUUCAGUUUUCUUCAUUAAAACUUUCGCUUCAUAUCA
Sphaerodactylus townsendi is the source of this 2928-nucleotide messenger RNA. RefSeq names its product NFX1-type zinc finger-containing protein 1-like. The record is from RefSeq and is a predicted model, not a curated record. Bases 54 to 1595 code for a protein of 513 amino acids. Lineage: Eukaryota; Metazoa; Chordata; Lepidosauria; Squamata; Sphaerodactylidae. The transcript is spliced from 2 exons.